CAUCGAGUGGCGGAACCCCUCCUCCUCCGCAUCCCUAAGGCGCCGCGGAAAUCUCCUAUCUUGCCGUCGCCGGUCGCCGGUCGCUCCGUCUUCAGCCGGAGAGCGUCUUCUGUAAUUUACAAGCUGAAAAUCUGGUAGUAGUUAGUCGAUAUGGCUCUGCAAGAAAAACUGGAGAGAUUCAAGAAGCAGCAAGAGAUGUGCCAAUCUACACUGAUCAGCAUAGCUUCCAAGGCAGGGUCAUCUAGGGGAUCAGCAAUUCAAAAGGCUGCACCUACAAUACAGUCAGCCAGUUCAAAGCCUCCUGCUCCGGCUGUGAAAUUUUCAAAUGAUACCGAAAGACUUCAACACAUUCACAACAUAAGAAAAGCUCCUGUUGGAGCUCAGAUCAAGCGUGUUAUAAAAUUGUUGUUCGAGACAAGGCGAGAAUAUACACCUGAGCAGAUAAAUGAGGCAUGCUUUGUGGAUGUGAAGGCUAACAAGGCUGUCUUUGAAAGUUUGAGAAAUAACCUAAAAGUGAAAUAUGAUGGGAAUUUCUUCUCUUAUAAGUCCAAGCAUGCUGUUAGAGACAAAGAUCAAUUGCUUUUCCUAAUACGUAAAUGUCUAGAGGGAAUUGCUGUGAUUGAUCUUAAGGAUGCAUACCCCAAUGUUAUGGAGGACCUACAGGCCCUGAAAGCUUCUGGAAAGAUAUGGCUGCUAUCGAACUUUGAUUCACAGGAGGACAUAGCCUAUCCAAAUGAUCCCCGAUUAACCAUAAAGGUUGACGAUGACUUAAAAGAACUAUUCAGAGGAAUUGAACUUCCUCAUGACAUGAUUGACAUUGAGAAGGAUCUUCAAAAGAAUGGGAUGAAGCCUGCUACAAACACCACAAAGAGGAGGGCUAUGGCUCAAGUCAAUGGAAUGUCGUCUAAGCCAAAAACAAAGAAGAAGCACGAAAUUAGUAAGAGGACUAAAAUUACUAAUGUUCAUCUUCCUGAGCUAUUCAAACACUUCAAUGUCCCGGGCUCUUGAUGACUGUGGCAAGGUUAUUUAGAUGGAUUUGACAUAUGGUUAGGUAAUAAUAAUAAGGGCUAAUAGGGAUAAUAGACAUAAUGCUCCAUAUACAUUUAACUAAGUUUUAAAUAUCUCUAU
Impatiens glandulifera is the source of this 1128-nucleotide messenger RNA. RefSeq lists its product as uncharacterized. Gene Ontology annotation, biological process: transcription initiation at RNA polymerase II promoter. The coding region runs from base 151 to 1008 and encodes 285 amino acids. Gene Ontology annotation, cellular component: transcription factor TFIIE complex. NCBI's taxonomy places the organism in Eukaryota, Viridiplantae, Streptophyta, Magnoliopsida, Ericales, Balsaminaceae. The transcript has 5 exons. The record is from RefSeq and is a predicted model, not a curated record.